UUGGUGCAAUUGCGAAUAUAACCACAUUUAUGGGCUUCACGGGUCUCUAUGGUAUCAUGAUAUGUGUGGCGUGCAGUCAGCUGGAGAAGCUGAGGGCAGCUCUCCUGGACAUCAAACAGGAGACCUCAGAGCACGAGGGAACGUUCAGUCGCAUGCAGGAUCAGCUCAAUGCCUGCAUACGUCAUCACCAGGAGAUAAAAAGGUUCAUGCAAGAAAUUGAGGACGUGUUCAAUCCCUGCUUUUGUGGCCUGUUCAUCAUGUUACUAAUUGCAUUAUGCUGCUUCUCCUUCUCCGCAGUCAUGAGCUGGGGUCAUUCUGGAGACGUAAUACAAGGUUUCGCAGGGUAUUUCUCGAUGCUGUUGUGUGUGUUCAUAUUCUGCAGGCUGGGAACUGAGUUGACUGCACAGGCGGAGAGUGUGGGCGAUUCGGCUUGGGGAUGCGACUGGGUUGGCACUCCUGUACAUUUCCAGCGCUGCCUGGCCUUCGUCAUUGCAACAGCUCAAAAGGAGUUCACACUCACAGCCGGGAAAUUUGUUCCCGUUUCCAACACCACGAUGAUGAACAUGCUGAAUCAGUCGGUGUCUCUCUUCAUGUUCCUUCUCCAAAUGAAAUACAGAAAUGAUGGCGAAAAAGAGGGAAAAUUAAUUUGAAGGAAUGGUAAACUCACGGGAGGCUCCGCAACUAGCAGCUUUAGAAGACAAUAAGAGAGAACACACUUCACACUACACACAACACGUCUUGCAACAACGAGACACAUAAAUGUCAAACUGGAACAUUAGUGAGUCAUCCUGUAAUAUCAUAAGAAUCACAGCUCAAAGUAUAACUGUAUUCGCUAUUGUACGAAAUGAAACACUUUCUGUCCUAUAUCUGCAAUAAAGUUUAAAGUAACCUAAACACUUCUCUAACUGCAGUUACCAAUGGCGAACUCCUCCAGUCUGGCAAGUAGGAUAAAGCACGACCAGAAAAGCCAGAGAAAUUACGUAACUUAUAUUCGGUUGGGGGAGUUUAAGGGAAGUUUCGGUUUUAAUAAUAUUUGGUUAACAACACAAUGCCUUGUACCGCUGGAAAUAUGCAAUGGGGAAGUUAAGUUUUAUAAAUUCUGCACAGUAAAGUAAAGUGAAUUACA
This is a messenger RNA of Zootermopsis nevadensis, 1126 nucleotides long. The record is from RefSeq and is a predicted model, not a curated record. Lineage: Eukaryota; Metazoa; Arthropoda; Insecta; Blattodea; Termopsidae.